AUGACUUUAGAUACCAUUGAUAACACUUUAGCAAUCGAGGUUAAAAACCUUACUUACGAAUUCCCAAACAGCAAAAAGAUCGGGUUACAAGAUUUCAAUUUAGCCAUCCCCUGGGGCACAACGAACUUGGUAGUGGGACCGAAUGGUGCCGGAAAAUCAACAUUAUUACGUAUAUUAGCUGGGAAAACAUUGAUCAAGAAAGGCCAUCUCAAACUUGGUGGAUUUGACCCGUUUCAUUUUUCAUCUCAACGUCACGAACAAGCCAACUCCGAUAUUAAUAAUUAUAUAACAUACUUGGGCACAGAAUGGGCAACUAAUUCCAUCAUUAAAAGGGAUAUACCUGUCAACUUGUUACUUGCUUCUAUUGGCGGAGAAACAUAUCAGGAUAGACGCAAUUUGUUAAUUGACAUAUUGGAUAUUGAUCCAAGCUGGUCAAUGUUGAAUAUAAGUGAUGGAGAGAGACGUCGAGUGCAGAUUGCCAUGGGGUUGGUGAAGCCUUGGAAGUUAUUACUUUUGGAUGAAGUCACCAUUGAUUUAGAUGUUGUAGUCAGACUGAAGUUGUUGAACUAUUUGAAACAAGAGUGUCAGGAGAGAAACUGUACUGUUGUGUAUGCUACUCAUAUAUUUGAUGGGUUGGGGCAUAAGUGGUGUGAUAGAGUGAUACAUAUAGAUGCUGGUCUUAAGUUGAAUGAUGUGAAAAUCAAAGACAUAGAGUUUGUGAAUGACGAUGGUCGAGUUGAAGUUGGCGACGAAAAGAUCAUUGUAAGCAAAGCUGAAUCCUUACAUCCAUUGGCAUUAUUCUGGUUAAAUAAGGAUCUAGAAAGAAGAGGAACCAGAGAUGACGAAAAAUUGAAAAUGAGUAAACGACACAACGAUUACGUCAAUUCCAGAGAUGGUAAAUAUUUUGAUGCUGACGACUCAAAACUUGCACAAUAUUUCAAAAGCACAAGAAGCAGCAAAUAG
Molecule: messenger RNA, 963 nt
Organism: Candida albicans SC5314
Lineage: Eukaryota; Fungi; Ascomycota; Pichiomycetes; Serinales; Debaryomycetaceae
Gene: CAF16
Product: putative ATP-binding cassette family ATPase
Exons: 1
Coding region: 1-963 (320 amino acids)
Molecular function (GO): ATP binding; ATP hydrolysis activity
Source: RefSeq, a predicted model, not a curated record